UAUCCGAACUUUCCGAACAUUGUCUUGCAGGCAGCGAAAGUGGACGCGCGAUGGUACCCUUCGUGUCCUUCUCGUGCGGUGACAUAUUCAACCUGAGGGAGUACCUCAAGGGGCAGAAGAAGACUGAGGAGUACCCUGGCGCGGAAGACGGCCGUCAGUGCCGGUACUGUGACUACACCAGCGAAAACGUGUGUCACGUUACGGCUCACGAGAGGACCCACACCAGAGUGAAACCGUACGUCUGUCGAGUGUGCUCCCGGGAGUUCACGGUGAAGGGGAACCUGGACAGGCACAUGAAGGCAGUUCACGAGAACCAGAGGAACUACAAGUGCCCAGCGUGCGGGAAAGCGUUCCAGCAGAAAAGCCACCUGCAGAAACACGAGAGAAUGCAUCGAUCCUCGUUCCGAGCCGAUCCUUUCUUCUGUCUCGCAGGGAACGACGAGGGGCGCGCAGCGCUUCCCUUCCAAUCUUCCAGCCCCGCUCUUGAGGAACGCUGGAACGCCGAGAGCAGGAAGAAACUGCGCCGGGGCCGCCCCCGUGCCGGCCCUGCGGAAGACGGGCCCCACGUGUGCGAGGUCUGUUCCAAACGCUUCAGUGGAAAGCACAACCUGGGCAGGCACCUGAAGACAGUGCAUGGGGGAGAGAGGGAGCACGAGUGCCCCGUCUGCGGAUACGCGUUUCAACACAAGCAUAACCUGCAGAGACAUCUGAAACUGCACCGCGAUUGAGCUUUGGAAAGUGGAGUACGUGCUCUUCGCGAUUGAAGCCAACCGGACGCUGUCGGGAGACCUGUGUCGCUGUUGCCAGUGAUUUUUU
This is a messenger RNA of Ornithodoros turicata, 816 nucleotides long. RefSeq names its product zinc finger protein OZF-like. Gene Ontology annotation, cellular component: nucleus. Bases 51 to 728 code for a protein of 225 amino acids. Lineage: Eukaryota; Metazoa; Arthropoda; Arachnida; Ixodida; Argasidae. The transcript has 2 exons. Gene Ontology annotation, biological process: regulation of gene expression. The record is from RefSeq and is a predicted model, not a curated record.